GCUGCCCUGGAGCUGCCUGCUUCCGGCGGCCCACCUCCUGGACAAGAGGGAACAGCUCCGCUCCGCAUUACUUCUCGGAGGAGGGGCGAGCACGGCCGUAACACAGCUCCUCGGCCUGAGGGAACGGCAGGCACCUUCAGGUUUCAGUUCUGGUGAAAGAAAUUAAGAGUGUGUACAUCCUGAAUAAACCUUCCAUGAGAGUUUUCUGGUGCUUCAGGAGUGUGUGACUGAAGGAGUCCAGCCACCAAGUGAGGAGGGUGCCGAAGGUUAUUGACUGGCCUUGUCAGCAGAAGACGUGGUUUUCUACUUGCCUGCUCUAAGAUGGUGACUGCCAAGGUGUGGGUUCUGAAGAAACAUUUUGAGGGAUUCCCCAAAAUGAGUGACUUUGACCUGAAAAACAUAGAGCUGCCAAACAUAAAGGAUGGAGAAUUGCUGCUUGAAUCAGUGUUUCUCAGUGUUGAUCCUUACAUGAGACCUUACAGUCGAAGGGACAUGAAGGAAGGGGACAUAAUGAUAGGCACACAGGUUGCCAGGAUUGUAGAAAGCAAGAAUCCUGCUUUCACAGUGGGCGCCUUUGUUGUGGGUAGAAGUGGCUGGAGAACUCAUUUCAUCUCUGAUGGGAAAGACCUACAACUCCUUCCUUCUAAUUGGCCGGAAUCACUCCCCAAAUCUCUGGCUCUUGGGACGGUUGGCAUGCCAGGCCUCACUGCCUAUUUUGGCCUGCUGGAGGUCUGCAAGAUGAAGCCAGGAGAGACGGUGCUGGUUAAUGCUGCAGCUGGCGCAGUGGGCUCUGUGGUGGGGCAGCUUGCUAAGAUUGGGGGUUGCAAAGUGGUUGGCUGUGCUGGCUCAGAUGACAAGGUUGCCUAUCUGAAAGAAUUAGGCUUUGAUGAAGCCUUUAAUUACAAGACUGUUACAUCUUUGGAUGAAGCACUGCGUAAAGCCUCUCCUGAUGGCUAUGACUGUUUCUUUGACAAUGUGGGUGGAGAAUUUGCCAGUGUUGCUAUCAACCAGAUGAAGAAAUAUGGAAGGAUUGCAGUCUGUGGAGCCAUCUCUCAGUACAACGAAUCUGUGCCUCAGAAAGGGCCUUACAUUCAGGUUCCAAUGAUCUUCAAAGAGCUUCACAUGGAAGGGUUUAUUGUGUCCCGCUGGAGUAACCGCAGGGAGGAAGGUCUGAAGGCACUGCUAAAAUGGGUCGUGGAGGGAAAAGUGAAGUACCAUGAACAAGUCACUGAAGGAUUUGACAACAUGCCAAUGGCUUUCAUUGGAAUGUUAAAGGGAGAAAAUAUUGGAAAAGCUGUUGUAAAAGUCUGAAGGUCACAUAUUCCUGGGAGACUGACACGGGCGAAUGUGAUUCUGUUAAAUGGUUUAGGCUGAUCGAAAGGCAUGUUUCAGUCUUUUUGCUGGAGGUUUGGGGAUGAUAACUUCUGUUAAUAAUCAGGCUAAUAAGUGUAAGUAUAUGCCAGUUGCUUUGCUGCUGAAGAACUCAAGAAUUCCUUCCCAAAGCUACACAAAAAAAGCACCUUAAAACUGCUGAACUUCAUAAUAACUGUAACAGGUAACAGGUAAUUUAAUAGUACCUUGAACCUUCCUGCAAGUUGGAUUGUAGAAGGAAAAAGUAUUGCCAAAAGCUUUGUCAGCCGAUGGCAAAUCUGAUGACUAAUGUUUACUCAUUGAUUUGUCCCAGAACUUGGCAAGAAGGAUUUUUUUUUAAUCAAUAUCAAGAACAGGCUAACAACACCUGUGAGUUCCCAGCUUCCUCACUGGCUGCCUUUUUUUUUUUUUUUUUU
Messenger RNA from Calidris pugnax (ruff), 1787 nucleotides. RefSeq names its product prostaglandin reductase 1 (gene PTGR1). Lineage: Eukaryota; Metazoa; Chordata; Aves; Charadriiformes; Scolopacidae. Gene Ontology annotation, molecular function: 15-oxoprostaglandin 13-reductase [NAD(P)+] activity; 2-alkenal reductase [NAD(P)H] activity. Gene Ontology annotation, cellular component: cytoplasm. Gene Ontology annotation, biological process: prostaglandin metabolic process. The coding region runs from base 322 to 1311 and encodes 329 amino acids. The transcript has 12 exons. The record is from RefSeq and is a predicted model, not a curated record.